Messenger RNA from Spinacia oleracea (spinach), 2024 nucleotides. RefSeq names its product T-complex protein 1 subunit alpha. Gene Ontology annotation, biological process: protein folding. The transcript is spliced from 17 exons. The record is from RefSeq and is a predicted model, not a curated record. Lineage: Eukaryota; Viridiplantae; Streptophyta; Magnoliopsida; Caryophyllales; Amaranthaceae. The coding region runs from base 101 to 1732 and encodes 543 amino acids. Gene Ontology annotation, molecular function: ATP hydrolysis activity; ATP binding; ATP-dependent protein folding chaperone.
GGGUUAAAAAAAAGGGGUAACAGUCGCUACUCUUCUCCUUCAAUUGCGCGCGCUCGCCCCCUCUCUCUCCACACUACGUCCUAUUCGCUGCCGGAGCACAAUGCCGUCGCUUGAUAUCAUGGGUGACCGCCGAUCCGGCCAAGAUGUCCGCACCCAGAACGUGGUGGCAUGUCAAGCAGUAUCCAACAUUUUGAAAUCGUCUCUUGGACCCCUUGGUCUCGACAAGAUGAUGGUUGAUGAUAUUGGUGAUGUUACAAUAACUAAUGACGGGGCUACCAUUCUUAAAAUGCUGGAAAUCGAACAUCCAGCUGCUAAGAUCAUGCAGGAGUUGGCUGAACGCCAAGAUAACGAAGUGGGCGAUGGAACAACGUCAGUGGUUAUUUUAGCUGCUGAGUUGCUCAAGAAAGCAAAUAACCUGGUGAGGAAUAAGGUUCAUCCAACAUCUGUAGCAAGUGGAUACAGGCUUGCUAUGAGAGAAGCAUGCAAAUAUAUUGAAGAGAAACUUGCAGUGAAGGUUGAGAAGCUGGAUAAAAGUUUUCUUGUGAAUUUGGCAAAGACAAGCAUGUCAUCAAAGUUGUUAGCUCCAAACAGUGACUACUUUGCAAGCCUGGUUGUAGAUGCUGUACAGGCGGUAAAGAUGACAAAUGUGAAUGGUGAGACAAAAUACUUAAUUAAGAGCAUCAAUAUUCUUAAAGCUCAUGGGAAAAGUGCAAAAGAUAGCUAUCUUUUGAAAGGUUAUGCUCUUAACACCGGCCGAGCGGCUCAAGGAAUGCCCAGUAGAGUUGCCCCGGCUAGGAUAGCUUGUCUGGAUUUCAAUCUCGGGAGGACAAAAAUGCAAAUGGGUUGCCAAGUUUUAGUUACUGAUCCUAGAGAACUCGAGAAAAUCCGACAAAGAGAAACAGACUUGACCAGAGAACGUAUUAAGAAACUACUGAAUGCUGGAGCUAAUGUUAUUUUGACCACUAAAGGAAUUGAUGACAUGUCACUAAAGUAUUUUGUGGAGGCUGGUGCAAUUGCUGUCAGACGUGUGCCGAAGGAAAACAUACGCCAUGUUGCUAGAGCCACUGGUGCAACACUGGUUUCUACUUUUGCUGAUAUGGAAGGGGAGGAAACAUUUGAUCCUUCAGUUCUUGGACAUGCCGAUGAAGUUGUGGAGGAGCAUGUUGCGGAUGAUGAUGUCCUUAUGAUAAAGGGGACAAAAACUAAUUCUGCUGUUUCUUUGGUCCUAAGAGGUGCAAACGACUUCAUGCUUGAUGAGAUGGAAAGGGCUUUUCAUGAUGCUUUGUGCAUUGUUAAGAGAACUCUUGAAUCAAACAUGGUAGUAGCUGGUGGAGGGGCUGUUGAGACAGCUUUGUCAGUCUACUUAGAGAGCCUUGCUAUGACGUUAGGGUCAAGGGAGCAAUUAGCGGUUGCAGAGUUUGCUGACGCCUUGUUAAUUAUACCAAAGGUUCUUGCCGUUAAUGCAGCAAAGGAUGCAACAGAAUUGGUUGCUAAGCUACAAGCUUACCAUCAUGCUGCACAGACCAAGACUGAGAAGCAGCAUUUUUCAAGCACGGGAUUGGAUCUAUUGAAAGGCACCCUCCGAAACAACCUAGAAGCUGGAGUCGUUGAGCCGGCAAUGAGCAAAGUGAAGAUUAUCCAGCUUGCAACUGAAGCGGCUAUAACUAUUAUCAGAAUCGAUGACAUGAUCAAACUUGACAAGGAUGAGAGCCAGGAUGUUGGGGAGUGUUGAUUGACAAACACUUGAUGAGUAGACUACUUGUAGCCUUCCCGUUCCGGCUCCGGCUAGAAUCGUAGGUCUGAAACGAUGUACCUCCUUCAUUUCCCCGCUUAUUCUCUUUAACGCAAAGGUUUCUAGUGUACCGACCAGAAUUUUCAUGAAAUUGUUCCCGGUGAAAGAUUUGAAAUUAUUUCAACUUCUUAUUUGAACUUAUAUAAGACCUUAUAUGAUCUUUGAUGUACGUGGAUACAAAUCAUACAAUACUCACACUUGGUCUAACAAUAAUACUUUGGCUAUCACCAAA